AUGCCACCCCUCCCCAUCCCCCGCCCCAGUGGGGCACUCCGAACCCUAGACACAGCAAUCGCAUCCCCAAACCCAGCCUACCAAGUCUUCAACCGCCGAACAAAAUGUCUCCAGCGCAGCCGAUCCACCCAGAACCCAGCGCACAGUCGUGCAACCGACUACCUAAAAUCGGAGAUCUCCCUUCGCCUGAUCGACCGCGUCCAGGACAUCCAGCGACCACUCCCGCACAUACUAGACCUGGGUGCGGGCGCCUGCCACAUCGCGCGGCAGCUCCCGCUGGGGAUAAGCAGUCGGCUGGAGAAACUGACGUGCGUGGACAUGAGCCGUGAGUUGCUGUACCGGGACGCGGAGCUGGAAUUCAAUGAUAAUCUGCCGAUAGAACGGGUGGUAGCGGACGAGGAGGUACCGCCGUUCGCGGAGAAUACCUUCGACGCGGUGAUUUCUAGCUUGUCGAUGCAUUGGAUAAACGACCUUCCAUAUACGCUUUCCAGUAUUAAUCGGAUACUAAAGCCUGAUGCGCCGUUUAUUGCCGCGAUUCUGGGAGGGGACACUCUGUUUGAAUUGCGGACGUCGCUGCAGUUGGCGGAGUUAGAGCGGCGGGGCGGUGUAUCCCCGAGGGUCUCGCCGCUGGCGGAUGUUCGCGAUGUUGGUGGCUUGAUGCAGAGGGCAGGGCUUAAGCUGCUGACGAUAGAUGUUGAUGAUGUUGUUGUGGAGUUCCCGGAUGUGUUUGCGCUCAUGGCCGACCUGAAUGCCAUGGGAGAGGGUAACGCGGUUUCAGCUAGAGAGGUGGGGCCGAUUGGGAGGGAUGUGUUGAUGGCUGCGGAGGGGGUGUAUAGGGAGUUAUACGGUGGCGAGGAGGGGAGGCUGCCAGCUACUUUUAGAGUUAUUUAUAUGAUUGGCUGGAAGGAGGGCGAGAACCAGCCAAAGCCUUUACCGAGGGGCAGCGGGGAGAUUCCUCUAAAGGAUAUCUUGGAGGGUGAGAAGGAAUGAAUUGUGGUAAGUGAACUUGCAGCCUCCUCCAUUCUUCCUCCUCACAGGAGUAAGAUACCAUGCAGAAGCCGACGCCAAACGGCUU
Molecule: messenger RNA, 1075 nt
Organism: Tuber melanosporum (Perigord truffle)
Lineage: Eukaryota; Fungi; Ascomycota; Pezizomycetes; Pezizales; Tuberaceae
Exons: 2
Coding region: 1-990 (329 amino acids)
Biological process (GO): mitochondrial respiratory chain complex I assembly
Cellular component (GO): mitochondrion
Molecular function (GO): S-adenosylmethionine-dependent methyltransferase activity
Source: RefSeq, a predicted model, not a curated record